Molecule: messenger RNA, 2103 nt
Organism: Microthlaspi erraticum
Lineage: Eukaryota; Viridiplantae; Streptophyta; Magnoliopsida; Brassicales; Brassicaceae
Source: the annotation of a GenBank genome assembly
AUGUCGGCGGAGAAACGUGAUAAGGAGGAAGAGGUGAAGACCGACGAUGGAUCUCCUAAAAUUAAACCGAGACCGAUCGUUCAGCUGGGAAUCUUCCUCAUCUCUCACAGUCCCGUCUUCAGUGUGGUUUUCUCUGCCGCUGGUGUUUUGGCGCUGCUGCUUCUACCGCUACUUGCAAAGAACACUUACAUCUCAGAGAAUGCUCUAAUGCCAGGCUCUGCACGGUCUAUGCUCUCUCAUCGUGAUGUUUCCGAUGGAAGCAAACUGGUGAAGGACAUAAAGAACUUUAGGUCGAAUCAUGAAGGCCAGGGUGUUGAAGUCCAGAGGCUCAUUGGGAAAUACAUGUCAGAAAUGGGUGCAGAAGUCUAUUAUCAAAAGUUUCAUCCUGAAGGGAAUCAGUUUCACCCUUUACACUUCUUCUCCGGUCCUGAUUCAUAUACACUGCUGGGGAAUGUCAGCUGUGCUUCUUAUGGGGUCAAUGUUGCUGGGAUUAUAAGAGCCCCUCGUGGUGACGGAAAAGAGUCUAUUGUGCUGGUUACUCCCUAUGAUUCUAUAAACGGUGGAGAGUAUGAGGCUUUGUCUUUAGGCAUUGCCAGUUCUCUAUUUUCUUUACUCGCUAGAGUUACCUGGCUUUCCAAGGACAUAAUAUGGCUUGUUGCUGAUUCUCGUUAUGGAGACUAUAGACCUGUUGCUGCAUGGUUAAGUGAAUACCACACGCCUUCGUUUAUGGUCUCCGAUUCACUGAAGUGUGACGAGCUAAAUACAGCCGGCAGCUUCAAACGGGCUGGAACAGUGGCUGCUGCAUUGGUUUUGAAGGUUGAUGGUAGAAGUGAAAGGUUCGAGGACACACUAAGUAUCUAUGCAGAGGCAUCUAACGGGCAGAUGCCAAAUCUCGACCUCUUCAAUGUUGUAAAUUACUUGGCGGUGCAUAGGCAGGGCUUUUAUGUUAGAGUGGAGAAGGUUGUAUCUUUACUUUCCUCUAGUUGGCUAAAGACUGUUGGGGAAAUAUUUGAAGCUGUUGGAAAAGUGGCUCAUACGUUAAAUCCCGACUGGAAUUUCGGUAUCCCAGCCGCAGACUAUCUUGAAGGCAGUGCUACCCUUGCAAGUUCACUCUAUUCCCAGGCCCUUGGUAUCCCAACUGGUCCUCAUGGAGCUUUCCGCGAUUAUCAAGUGGAUGCAAUUACUUUGAAAGUUUCACCCAGAUUUCCUGCUGACAGUAAGGCAAGACAACACGAUUUCUUUCAACGAGGUGCCCAGUUACUUGAAGGAACAAUAAGAUCAGUGAACAACCUUCUUGAGAAGUUCCAUCAAUCGUUUUUCCUCUACCUGUUAACUUCCCCAAGCAAGUUUGUCUCCGUAGGAGUCUACAUGAUCGCCUUUGCUCUUCUUGUAGCCCCUCUUCCAAUGGUCGCAGCCUCUUUAUACAUUGAUGGCUGUAACGCUCUUACCAAAGCCACUCAUAACCCGGCCAAAAACCUCAAGUCAUGGAAAUGGCUAGACGCAGCCAAGCAGGUCUUUGCUUUGCACUUGCUGGGUUUCAUCGUCACACUGCUUCCUUAUUUCAUCUGUCAAGUACCUGGCCAGCAUUCUCCAACAAACCGCUCCAUCAUGUGGGCUGCUACAUCUUCUUCGCUUCUCCUUCUAACGUUUGUCACAAUCCCGAGUUGCUCGCCGUUCUCCUCUCGGCUCCAUGGAACCAACUGGGCUGUCUUGAAAUCAGUGACCAUCUCAGCUGCCUUCAUCGGUCUAUGCCUCAUGUCCAUUAUCAAUUUCGCCACCGCAAUGAUUGGAGCGUUGCUACUUGUGCCAAUGUGUCUAAUGGUUCGCCCUAUAAAACUCGAUUUGAGAUCCAAACGCGUUAAGAGCCUGGUGGGCGCGUUUUGCAGUACGGUGCUGGUGACUAUCGGGUUCCCGGUCAUUGUUUUCGCAAUCUCUAAGGGUUUGAUCAGAGAAGGAGGGCUCGUGGGGUUGAGCCUUGGAGGAGAGUUUUGGACAUGGUUAGAAUCGUUGUGGGCGUGGAAGAGUGCGACAUAUCUAUACAUAGGUAUGGUUCAUCUUCCUUGCUGGCUCCUUUGCCUCUGCAUCUUGUUUCAUCCUUCUUAA